Molecule: messenger RNA, 7649 nt
Organism: Mus musculus (house mouse)
Lineage: Eukaryota; Metazoa; Chordata; Mammalia; Rodentia; Muridae
Gene: Ikzf3
Product: IKAROS family zinc finger 3
Exons: 3
Coding region: 4377-5273 (298 amino acids)
Biological process (GO): B cell differentiation; T cell differentiation; regulation of apoptotic process
Cellular component (GO): nucleoplasm; cytosol; nucleus
Molecular function (GO): promoter-specific chromatin binding; histone deacetylase binding; protein heterodimerization activity
Source: RefSeq, a predicted model, not a curated record
AAAUAAAAUAAAAUAAAAUACCAACUCUGUUUCCCUAAGUCCUCACCUCACUUGCUCACAGGACAACAGUUUCAUGCAACUUUUUUUUGUUUGAACCUGCCUUGUCUUUGAUAGUGAUCUGUUGUUAGACAAUCUUGUUGCACAAUGACUCCUCUUGUUCCCGUCCCUAUUAGCUGCUGACCACACCAUAGAAGCGACAGGAAGCAGUGACUGGUUUAAGCUCCAUUUAACACUUCGAGCCCUAAGGAAGGAUUUUGCAAAAAGCAAAAGCAAAACACCACCACUUAGUCAAAGCUGCAAUCGCCUUGAGAUUUUUUUUUCUUUUAAAUGCAUUAUGGAAACAAUUAAUAGCUAAGGCACGAGCAGAGAUGAAAGGCAGUGGGUCACUUCUGCGAUUGUGAUUUUCAAUGACGCUUUAUUAUUUUUCCAGUAUGCCUUUACAAUCUAUUGCUAGUAAAAGUUGACAUUACUUACCAUGUAGUAGACACAUGAUGUGAAGGGACAGUGUCCCAGACCUACCCCCGUGCCCACUCAGGAACCAAAUAUGCCAAUGUCUACCAUCCCGGAUUCCCCACCCCCACCCUGGCAACAUUAAGCUGACAAAUAGCACCUAGGAACGGAUUCCUAUUUCCUCAUCUAAACUCAUAUCUUCUUCCCUUGCCAUCUUGCCAAACUUGUUUUCCUCCAUUUACAUUUCUGAGACAUUUCUGUAGCAAGAUAGCAAGUCUAGACAGUUGAGUCGGGAAGACCUGGAGCCAGAAGGCUCUCUUUUGUCUUUUCAGUAUAGUUCCUAAGCAAUCGCUUUGCUCAGAGGACACUGACAUCUGACUUAGUGUUUCAGUGUUUGCUAUUCAGCUCUUUUAUUCAUCAGAUCUCUGACAGGUCAGAAGUGGAAAGGUCUAGGAAAGAAAAUAGAAGUGUCCUCUAUGUUGUUGCCAUUAGCCUAGGUCCACUUGGCAGUUAGAAAACACUUGAGUCUGUGGAGAUAAUCUCAGCCCCAGAGGGGUUGUUCCCUGUGGUUGGGGGACCUGGAAUCAGAGAGUCAGUGAAUGACAGAUAUGGGGAGGGUGCAGGGAAUGGGAAUCUGCCUCUUGGUUUCUUGCAGAAGGUACCUCCCUCUAAGCAGAACUGUGAAAUAGGGAAAUAAAAUAGGAAUAAAAAGGAAAGCCUCGAAAGUCUCGUGCUUCAGGUUAUCUCUCCACCCAUGAACACUCCUGAAUGUUAUUUUUUUUUUUUUUAUGUCAGCCAUUUGGUCACUGAUUGCUGUGUUGAGAGUUAUCUGGAAAUGACUGUUUGAGACCAGCUUGGUGGGUAACCAGGAAUGAGAAAGGUGAUGUUAUCUCAGAAGGCUGCCAUUUAGUGACAUGCCCUAAUUACAGUUAUUUAGGUCAACGUGUCCACGCAUCAGCAUCCUCUCAAACGCAGAGGAUGUUGAUUGCGUGUGCCCACAAACCUGCUGAUGCUGAUGGUGACUUCGGUGCAGCAUAAGCAGUGGCUCCUAAAAGAUAAGUGGGAAACCAAGGCACUGCGCUCGCUCAGGGUAGGUCCUAGGUCAUGAUGUGCCCAGGAAGGGAGCGACCGCAAGGGACAGAACACGGUGGUAAGAAAUGGGGUCAAAAGGAAAAAUUCCCUAAAUAUUUUCAACUUCAUUUCAAUCUAGAUCAUUUCAAUAAGAGCUACAAGAGUGAUCCUCUCAAUGGCACCCCUAGAGUACAGACAUGGCUCCCCUGCUUCUAAGAGAAAGGAAGUGUAAAGAAAUGAUCCCUCAUAUUGGGAAACAACUUCAAAUUCCAGUCUCUGCCUUUCAUCUCUCUGCUCAAGGGGCUUUGGGUAGCGCCACAUCUGGUGGUGGUUUGUGUGAACGGAAAUAAUACGUGUGAUCGUUUCCUCUUUGGUCAUUUUAACCUGUCCCUGGACUGAACAGAAUUUGACCCACUUCAGUGGGUAGCAGGGUUCUGUCUACAAGUACCAGAGUCCAAAGACCUUACGGAGUCUGAAUGCUGCCCACGCCCCUGGCCCUGAGCAUGGUGUGUUCAUUUACAUAAACCCUGUUGACAGCUGGAGCAGAACUCAGGAUGUUUUUUGACAAGAGCCAGGAGUUUUUUUUUUUUUUUUUUUUUUUUCAAGAGCCAAAGUCAAGUAAUGUUGGCGUUGUCUCUACCCCCUUUUUUUUUUUUUUUUUUACUUUUGGAGACAGAUUUUCUUUUAUUACUGACUUUAAAAUCCACACAAAGUUUUAUAUGGUAUGACACCUGAAAUAGAGUUCUUUUGAUGAUGGUACUAAAGUGGAAAAUAAUUAAUCCUUGGAAUGAUCCUUUUCCAAUCUGGCAUUGACUCUCUCUGGCCCAGGCUGACUGUCCUGCCCUGCAGUUCUUUCUCUGCUGUUCAUUUUCUGCAACGGUAACCAUGGUCACGUGUCCUACAGACCAUGUGCUAGAAUCUCUUCACACAGCCAAUGCCCAGACUCUUCUAUUAUAGAGCAAGGGCUGACUCUUCCGGGACCUGUCCUAGGAGUAUCUCAUUCUGGAAGCUGUCGUUAGCUUUUAAAAUCUAGUUCCUUAAACGAAUUACAUUUUCUUCUUCCUUAGACACGUUAGAGAUGUGUGGCUAUUUAGCUUAGACCUUCUGACGUGCUCAGAUAAAACAGAGACAUGUUCAUAACAUCAUAGUUUUUGCUAAGAUAAGGAUGCACACACCAUGGCCCUUGAGCCGAGUGCAGCCAGCAAUCUGUCUGUGCACAGGACUUUUACCAUUUACCUAUUGUAUAGGUAAUGUACGUGUGUUAUAUGAACAUGUCCAUGUGAGACGUGCCUGGAGCCAGAAGUUGACUUGGGAUGUCUUUCUCAAUCACUGUCCACCUUAUUUCUUGAGACAGGGUCUCUCAUGGGCUUGCAGAUUCAGCUAGAUUGCGUGGCCAGUGAGCCUCUAGGGUCUACUGGUCCUGUUUCCCUGGUGCCGGGGAUACAGGCCUGGGCCACAGCACUGGGGAUCGACAUUCAGGUUCUCAGGCUUAUAUAGCGAGCAUGUCACUGACUGAGCCACUGCCCAGCCCAAUGUUUACAUUUUUAAAGAGCCGUAGAGUAGGAAACAUGAGUAUAGAAAGAGACAAUACAACCCACAAAUUUAAAACUAUUCACAACCAUCAUGAGCAUAAAAGUGUGCGUGUGCAAUCCCAGGACUUGAGAGGUUGGGGCUGUGUAACAGAAAGACCCUGUCUCAAAAAUAAUAAUGAUAACAGAAUAAUCAUACAUAGUAUUUUUACUCUUUGUGUUUUUUGUUUGUUUGUUUUGUUUUGUUUUGUUUUGUUUUGUUUUUAACUGGAAUAAUUUAAUGAUCUUUGAGCCUGGCUAGCAUUAUAAAGUCUUAGGCCUUGUACUUAUAGCAGCUAGGGAGUCUUCCCUCUGGAGCCGUGAUGUCUCUCUCACUAGCUACUGCUGGCUGUAGCAAACUCAAUUAUAUUUGUUCAGUGUAUCGGCACUAUUUUUAUAUCCCUCUAGUGGACUGAAAUUCUAGCUCCUCUCCCUCCCCAGAGUUUCACAUGGUAGUCUAGGAUGGCCUACAACUUACUGCAUAGCCCAGGCUAGUCUCAAAUACAUGGCAGUCCCCUUUGCCUCAGCCUCCCAAGUAUUGGCAUUAUAGGUGUGAGCCACUGUCUCCUGUUGAAGCUGUCUUUUAAAAUCAUCUUAGCAAGCUUUGAAAGCAUACUUGUCCUGGCCUCUCUAGAAUAAAAGGGAACCUUCCUAUAGAUAUAUCUUAUGUGUGUAUAAGGCAAUUAGGCAAUACUACUUUACAGCCGGGCCAGAGAGCUCUAGCCUGUGCCAUCUGAUGCCUAGAGAUGGGCUGAUCACGAAUCCACAGUCUCAGGCAGUUGCUAUUCUCCCUUUUCAGUAGAAAUAUAAUGGAAAUAUAGUAAAACAAAUUGCUCUUUAAUUUCAAAACAACAGUGGGGCUCAGGCACACUUUAAUGGAAACAAUUUUCAGACGUGAGGAACAUACAAAGCCACACACAGAACCCAGAGAAACGGAAUGUGAAAGAUAAGAACAGAGAGAAACGUAGUAAAGAAAAAAAUGACUCAGUAUUUCAAUACCCAAAUCACUGAGUAGAUUUCUUGCUAUCUGGGUGAGUGUAUCUAUUUUCAAAAGUGCUAUUAGCAUAAACAGAGCAGUAAAUCUGGGGCACCAUGCCCUCUUUUUUUUUUUUUUCAAAGUUGUUAAGAAGAAUUAUAUCAGUGUGCAGGUGUCACGCGCGGUUACUCAGAAUCAGAAAGAAGGCCGAUGGGGGUUAGGAGACCUCCAUCUAUCUAUCUUUUUGCAACCAACCACGUCCAAGCUAUUUCUUCAACACUUCCUCUUGCUAAUGAAGGUACUAGCUGGGGAUGGGUCGGGCUUUCCCAUCUCAGCAUAAGACUGCAAGAUUUGAAUGUGCCCCUGAACCGGCCUCACUGACCACAGCAGCAAGUGUGGAGGCAAGACACAUCAAAGCCGAGAUGGGAAGUGAGAGAGCUCUCGUCCUGGACAGAUUAGCAAGCAAUGUGGCUAAGCGAAAAAGCUCGAUGCCUCAGAAAUUCAUCGGUGAGAAGCGGCACUGCUUCGAUGCCAACUACAAUCCCGGCUACAUGUACGAGAAGGAGAACGAGAUGAUGCAGACCCGGAUGAUGGACCAAGCCAUCAAUAACGCCAUCAGCUAUCUAGGGGCUGAAGCCCUUCGCCCCUUAGUCCAGACUCCGCCUGCUCCCACCUCUGAGAUGGUCCCAGUCAUCAGCAGUGUGUACCCCAUAGCACUUACUCGGGCCGAUAUGCCCAAUGGGGCCCCGCAGGAGAUGGAAAAGAAACGGAUCCUCCUGCCAGAGAAGAUCUUGCCUUCUGAACGAGGUCUGUCCCCCAAUAACAGUGCCCAGGACUCCACAGACACCGACAGCAACCACGAGGAUCGCCAACAUCUCUACCAGCAAAGCCACGUGGUCCUCCCCCAGGCCCGCAAUGGGAUGCCUCUUCUGAAGGAGGUCCCUCGCUCUUUUGAACUCCUCAAGCCCCCUCCCAUCUGCCUGAGGGACUCCAUCAAAGUGAUCAACAAAGAAGGGGAGGUGAUGGAUGUGUUUCGAUGUGACCACUGCCACGUCCUCUUCCUAGAUUAUGUGAUGUUCACCAUCCACAUGGGGUGCCAUGGUUUCCGUGAUCCCUUUGAGUGUAACAUGUGUGGCUAUCGAAGCCACGAUCGCUAUGAGUUCUCCUCUCACAUCGCCAGAGGAGAGCACAGAGCCAUGUUGAAGUGAGCAUCUGUCCUCAAUGCGAGGGUCAACAUUGUUUUUUAAAGCUGAUGGUAGCCUUAUCCAGUAGACUGAACUCAAACCCACAGUCCCACCCAGUUCUGUUAGCUCUCAAUCAUGUCCACAUGAACAGUCAGGGAAAUAACUGUCUUCAUUCAGAAACUGUUUGCAGAGCUAUCAUGUUACUCUGUGAAACCUCCCUUCCCAUCAGUUGAGUUUGAUGGGAUUUAAAAGCCAAAGAAGUAUCUGGUUCAUUAUCUUUUGUAGCAAUAGACAGCCAUCUACUGGAGCUCCCGGCCAAUUGGAACAGUCCUCCGUGGGCCGCAGGAGUCAUUCACUGGAAUACAGCAGCCAUAUGUGGAAAAGCCCUUUGAUCCUAUGCCCAGAUCCACACAGCGGAAGAGCCGCCCAGCUGCCCUUGCUCUUGGGCACCAACACAAGGCAGAAGCCUUAGCGUGUAGUCCCCCUCCCUUCACGUUCUAACAGCAAGGAAGAGGUGGCCGUACAGUAAGGACCUGCUGAUAGUAAUGGAAGACCCUAUUCUUGGAGCAUCAACCCACUUCCUAUCAAACAAAACUGAAGCCACCUGAGCAAGGACCCUUCUCCUUUACCUACGGUCACAAGGGUGAACCUCAGAUGAUUUGGCCUGAGCCAGACCCUGAUCCUCCUGCCUCCGUCUGGAGGAAAAUUCUACUCCAGAAGAACUGAUGCGUUUAAAUAUUGGGUAUCAUUGAAACCGCAGAGUCAUGCACCGAGGGGUGGUAUUUGUCUCCUUUGAUUGGGAUUGGUAGAGCAAGUGGUGGGGACAUAGUUUAAGGGUACAGUGCCUGCCAGGUACAACCACCACACCAGGGGGCAAAGAGGGAAGAAAGAAAAUGGAGGGAAGAGAGGUUGGCUGAGUAGAGCGUGUAAGGUUGACUGGUUGGCAACCCUUGUCACCUUGGUGGAGUACUGGCUGAAACCCCAAAGAACAUUUGAAAAGUGAUUUUUGGCAAAGGAGCCAAAAUGUGCUGCUUAGUUCCCCACCACCUCCCACCCCACAGGCGUGAGAUCAGGGACAGAACCACAGAUGUUCUCUCAGGACGGUGUGACAUCACACUCUCCUGGGUUAGAAAUGCAUGGUUUUUAUUAUAUUACUCUAUUUUCAAAACAGGGUCUCCUGGUGCCCCGGCAAGCCUCAAACUCAUUGCUGGCUGAAGCUGCCCAGCACUCUGAGCCUCCUGCCUCAGCCUACAGAGUGCUGGGUUGAGAGGGUUAUCAGCACCGUGGUGUUGGGCUUCUGCUGUCCUAAAGAGGAGCUGCCACAUCCCACUGAGAGUCUGGGAAGGCUGAUCUUGUUCUGUAGAUAGACCAGGUAGUCACCUUUGUCACACAGGCACCAAGACAUCAAGAUUCUUGGAAAAAUGCUCCAUAAACAAGCACUGGAAUCGAGGCCACCAACCGUGCUUGCCAAGCUCAUAUUUGCAACUAAUUGGUUAACUCUAAAAGACAAAUGGCCUCAACCAUAAAAUAAGAGUAGCAUCCAAACCCUCUUGAUGGUCACUUCUGGCUUUGAUACAUGAUUAUUCAAUAGCCACAGGUUUUUUGCUUUUGUUUUUGUUUUUUUAACUUCUUGAUGUGUGGGCAUUAAGCAGACAAGUCUGCGUGUGAGAAUGUGUUUCAUAUGUCUUUGAUGUGAAAAUAUAGUUGUGUUAAGUUUUUCCUUCAGCUACUGAGUCAUGACCAUGAAGGAGGCGAUGAGGGGGGACUAAGGACAGGAAGGGUUUUGAUCAUGCAGUCGUGUAUACACGAGCUGGCAUCUGCAGCAGCCGUGUACACACGAGCUGGCAUCUACAGCUUCUUGCCGGAGCCCUUUUCUUCCUUUCCUUUUAAAAGAACUUGUGUUAGGGAAAAAUAAGUUCUGCUUACAGGGACGGCUUCAUGGAGCCUAUUUACAAAUUAAGAGCUUAGCUUUUAUGAACAUUUCUGCCAGAGCCAGGAAUCCCAAAUUCCCGGUAUGUUAGCAUUUUCCUUCUAAGGGGCUUAUGGAUUCGGCUCUUACUCAUUCAUGUAUACGAUGCCAGUAAUUAAAACAUUCCUCCUCAAACACACAAAUAGCUUAGCCUGCCUUGUAGCAUGGUGUCUGUCUCAGGGUAAGGGGGGUGGGUUAUGAGAUUCCGUGGCAACAAUUCUGUGGCAACAAUCCCGUGUCAGCUUAAGGGCUAGGUGUCUUCAGCACAUCUCUGCAUCUCAGCAGAAUCGGAUGUGAGCUGCACCACAUUGUUCAUGCCCACUGUGAAAGAGGACCUGCCUAGUCUAGGCUUGAGAUAUCUCACAUCCUGUUGUCUUGGCGGGGAGAGGGUGAGAUACAAAGAGAGGGCGUUGGGAAGCAGGGACUAGAAA